AUGGAAGCUAAAUGGGAUAUCACAUUUUCCUUAAACACAGCAUUCGAGCCUUUGAUGCAAAAAAAAAAGUUUGAUAUACAGGUUUUAUCCACUGGUCGUGAACCUUUUACUGAAAACUUGAUUAUUUCAAAACAUCAUGAUUUGCCUCAAGUUACCUUUGCCUCCUUGCUUUUCGUUCUCUUACCAAAGAAGAAUGAUGAUGAUAUCGAUGACAAUGUGAUCUAUAAAUGGCCUUAUUUAGUAAAACGUACUUUGGAAGAUUUUACAAAGGCGGUAGAAUGA
Messenger RNA from Funneliformis geosporum, 282 nucleotides. The record is from the annotation of a GenBank genome assembly. NCBI's taxonomy places the organism in Eukaryota, Fungi, Glomeromycota, Glomeromycetes, Glomerales, Glomeraceae.